Chrysochloris asiatica (Cape golden mole) is the source of this 2986-nucleotide messenger RNA. It is a transcript of the gene SAMD4B, whose product is annotated as sterile alpha motif domain containing 4B. Gene Ontology annotation, biological process: nuclear-transcribed mRNA poly(A) tail shortening; negative regulation of translation; regulation of mRNA stability. The record is from RefSeq and is a predicted model, not a curated record. Gene Ontology annotation, molecular function: translation repressor activity; protein binding; mRNA binding. The coding region runs from base 265 to 2346 and encodes 693 amino acids. The transcript is spliced from 13 exons. NCBI's taxonomy places the organism in Eukaryota, Metazoa, Chordata, Mammalia, Afrosoricida, Chrysochloridae. Gene Ontology annotation, cellular component: P-body.
AGGAUCCUUCUCAGCACUGCUUCAGGCAGCCACUACCCAUGAUUGGAGUUAGCCUGUAAGGAGGUUGGAGAGGCGUGGCUGGACCAAGACGUCCCUCAAUGUGAGCAAGUUUCCUCCCCCCAUCUCCUCUUGCCACCACGCCAGGGAACAACCUCAAGCCCUGGCCCUCAGGGGAGAGGUAACAGAAGCCCAGAGCCGAGACCAUGUGACGGCGCUGGCCCUCGCCACCGCCGUCCCCCCCACCCUGGCCCCAGGCCCGGCACCAUGAUGUUCCGAGACCAGGUGGGCAUCCUCGCUGGCUGGUUCAAGGGCUGGAAUGAGUGUGAGCAGACAGUGGCUCUGCUGUCACUUCUGAAGCGGGUCACCCGCACCCAGGCCCGCUUCCUGCAACUCUGCUUGGAGCACUCACUGGCCGACUGCAGUGACAUCCACCUCCUGGAGUCAGAGGCCAACAGUGCUGCCAUCGUCAGCCAGUGGCAGCAGGAAUCCAAAGAAAAAGUGGUGUCCCUCCUGCUGUCCCACCUGCCCCUGCUCCAGCCAGGCAAUACGGAUGCCAAGACGGAGUACAUGAGGCUGCUGCAGAAAGUGCUGGCUUACUCCAUUGAGAGCAAUGCCUUCAUUGAGGAGAGCCGCCAGCUACUCUCCUAUGCCCUCAUCCACCCAGCGACCACAUUGGAGGACCGCAACGCACUGGCCCUCUGGUUGAGCCACCUGGAAGAGCGGCUGGCUAGCGGCUUCCGCACCCGGCCUGAACCUACCUACCACUCGCGCCAGGGCUCAGAUGAGUGGGGGAACCCUGCCGAGCUGGGUCCUGGGGAGGCAGGAGCAGGCUGGCAAGACAAGCCCCCCCGGGAAAAUGGACACGUGCCCUUCCACCCACCCAGCUCAGUGCCAUCCACCAUCAACAGUAUUGGGAGCAAUGCCAAUGCAGGUCUCCCCUGCCAAAUACACCCCAGCCCACUGAAGCGCUCCAUGUCACUCAUCCCCACGAGCCCACAGGCCCCUGGUGAGUGGCCCAGUCCAGAAGAGCUUGGGGCCCGGGCCGCCUUCACCACGCCCGACCACGCGCCCCUCUCGCCCCAGAGCAGCGUGGCUUCCUCUGGCAGUGAGCAAACGGAGGAGCAGGGCUCCAGCCGAAACACUUUCCAGGAGGAUGGCAGUGGCAUGAAAGAUGUGCCCUCUUGGCUCAAGAGCCUGCGCUUGCACAAGUAUGCAGCCCUCUUCUCGCAGAUGAGCUAUGAAGAGAUGAUGACACUGACUGAGCAGCACCUGGAGUCUCAGAAUGUCACCAAAGGUGCCCGCCACAAGAUAGCCCUAAGUAUCCAGAAGCUUCGUGAAAGGCAGAGUGUCCUCAAGUCCCUGGAGAAGGAUGUGCUGGAAGGUGGGAACUUGCGAAACGCUCUGCAGGAGCUGCAGCAGAUCAUCAUCACCCCCAUCAAGGCCUACAGUGUCCUGCAGGCCACCACCACCACCACUGCCACCACCACUGCCAAGGAUGGGGGCCGAGGGGAACUGCCGCUGCCAGGUGCUGAGCCUCCCCGGGCCCUUUCUGACACAGACAAGGGCACUGAGGCCAAAGACCCUCCAACUGCAGAGAGCUACCCCCCUCCACCAACUCCGGCUCCUACUGAUGGCAAUGAACCAGCCCCAGCUCCUGUCGCCGACGGAGACAUCCCCAGCCAGUUUACACGGGUGAUGGGCAAAGUGUGCACCCAGCUGCUGGUGUCCCGGCCAGACGAGGAGAACAUCACAAGUUACCUCCAGCUCAUCGAAAAGUGCCUGACUCAUGAGGCUUUCACAGAGACGCAGAAGAAACGACUGCUGUCCUGGAAACAGCAAGUGCUGAAGCUUCUCCGGACAUUCCCUCGCAAAGCUGCACUAGAGAUGCAGAACUACCGGCAGCAGAAAGGCUGGGCAUUCGGCUCCAACUCACUCCCCAUAGCUGGUUCUGUGGGGAUGGGAGUGGCCAGGCGGACCCAGCGGCAGUUCCCCAUGCCUCCUCGGGCCCUCCCGCCCAGUAGGAUGGGCCUCCUGAGCCCCUCCGGCAUUGGGGGUGUCUCCCCCCGACAUGCCCUUACCAGCCCCAGCCUUGGGGGCCAGGGCCGACAGAAUCUGUGGUUUGCCAACCCUGGAGGCAGCAACAGCAUGCCCAGUCAGAGCCGCAGCUCUGUGCAACGCACCCACUCGCUCCCAGUCCACUCUUCACCCCAGGCAAUUCUCAUGUUUCCUCCAGACUGCCCAGUCCCUGGGCCUGACCUGGAGAUCAAUCCCACCCUGGAGUCUCUGUGUCUGAGCAUGACAGAACACGCCUUGGGUGAUGGGACAGACAAAACCUCCACCAUCUGACGGGACCCACAGCCCAGCGCACCCAUAGGCUCCCUGGGCGGCGGGCGGGGGCCAGCCCCCAUUGGGCUUCUCCGAAACAGCGAGAGGGUGGGCUGGCUCAGCUAUACAUUCUAAUAUUUUUCUACUCUCUCACCCUUUUCACUUUUGUUUAACAUUGGCACCCACCUUACUCCCAGGCCCAUGGGGGUAUCUCUGCAGAGGGGGAGGGGGUAUCCAGGAAGUGAUGGGGGGACAGGGACUAGCCAGACUGCCUACCCCUUCCUUCCUUUCCUCAUCCCCCACCUGGCCAAGUCCCAUCACAGCCUCCUCCAGACCACUGACCACCUGCCUGCCCCUCCCCAAGGGAGCAGAUAACCCCCAGAGACAAGCUGCCCCCACUCCCUGUGAAGUCUGCUCAGAAACAUUGGACUUGGGGAGAAAUGAGCAGGCUAGAUAAGCUACUCUCGGGAACAUUUGAGCGGAGCCAGGGAGCAGCAGUCCGGGGAGGAGAGGAAUCACCUCUCUAACUUUUUCUUCGUCCCCACCCCUUCUCCAGAGGACAAGAGCCACCUUCUUCUCACUCACCUCCUUUUGCCCUGUUUAUCAGAGGUUCUCUACAAUUAAUUUCUUAGGCCUAUUUAAGAUACAUAUUUAUAUAGUU